UGUUUUUGUUCACGCAAUAAAAUUGAAAAAUGGCUACCAGCUGUAAUUCAUUUAAUAAGUAACAAAUACACCGGUUACAUUUAAACGAAUUUUCUCAUUGAAAUGUUGCAGAAACUUAAUUGGAUUUAAAAAAACGGAAAGGCGUUUUUUUUUCGGGAACAUUCGCCUAAAUAAAAACAAAAAGGAUAAUUUAUUUGAGAAUAACUAAAGUUGUAAAAAAUAUUAAUAAUAAAAGAUGAAUUCUGCUAUGCACCCUCCGCAAACUGCCUCAAAUUCACGAUUAAAUAAUGCAACAAUAACAACGGCUCCACAAAAUAAUUCAAGUACACCAUCGUUGAUAUGUCGAUUCCACAAACAUGGUACUUGUAAAUAUGGUACACAAUGUCGUUUUGUACAUCAGACAUCAUCGCCAACGAGUUCAUCCUCUGAUAAUAUAAAUAGCACAACAACUCCAGAACAAAUACCACCUGUUAUAACACGAACUGCCAUUCCAUCAGAGGAUUGGGUGAAUGCACCAGAAUUUUUUCCAUCUGCAAGUAAAACAAAUUUAAAUACAGCGAAUAAUACAACAAUUCCAAAGAAAAUGGCGAUUAAAUCUUAUGCACAGGUUGUUAAACCCGAAGGAAAAGACGGAGAAGAUACAGCAGCGGCAUCUUCAGCGAUGUAUAAUAAACUAUGUCCAUAUGCUGAAGCUAAUGGAGAAUGUCGUUAUCCACCAAAUGAAUGUUCGUAUAUUCAUGGCGAUAUCUGUGAAUUGUGCGGGGUCGCUGCUUUACAUCCACAUGAUCAGGAACAACGUAAACGUCAUCAGCGGGAGUGUGUUUCACAACAUGAAAAAAAUAUGGAAUUAUCAUUUGCUGUGGCUCGUUCACGAGAGAAAUCAUGUGGUGUAUGUUUUGAAGUGAUAUUAGAAAAAUCAUCGCGAGAACAACGUUUUGGAAUUUUACCGAAUUGCAAUCAUUGUUUUUGUUUAUCGUGUAUUCGAAAAUGGCGUCAAGCAAAGCAAUUCGAUUCAAAAAUUAUACGUGCGUGUCCCGAAUGUCGAGUAACAUCAGACUUUGUAUGUCCGUCAAUGUACUGGGUGGACACAAAAGAAGAAAAAGAGAAAUUAAUAACGGAUUAUAAAGGAGCGUUACGAAUUAAAGAUUGCAAAUAUUUCAAACAAGGGCGCGGUAAAUGUCCAUUUGGUAACAAAUGUUUUUAUUUACAUGCAUUACCCGACGGUACCAAAGUGGAUGUAGGACCACCGGUACGCCAUCGUCGGCAAGCGCAUGAUGGUGAAAUUGAUAUGUUGCAACAAUUCAUUUUAUGGGACUUCCUUGAAGAUCGAGAUAAUCGUUGGCUAUAUUCUUUAGACGAUCUAGAGGAUUUAGUGGCCUUUUUUUCCGAUUCAGAAGAUUCAGAUUGGUCUGAGUAUGAUUUCUCCUUUGAAUAAAAAAAAAAAAUUAAUCUGAUCGUAAUAUAUUAAUUACAUGGUAUAUAAAAACAUAUAAAACUCAAAAACAAACAAAAAAUUUCAAAAAAUUAAAA
Chrysoperla carnea is the source of this 1530-nucleotide messenger RNA. RefSeq names its product probable E3 ubiquitin-protein ligase makorin-1. The transcript has 6 exons. Lineage: Eukaryota; Metazoa; Arthropoda; Insecta; Neuroptera; Chrysopidae. Bases 236 to 1435 code for a protein of 399 amino acids. Gene Ontology annotation, biological process: protein polyubiquitination. The record is from RefSeq and is a predicted model, not a curated record. Gene Ontology annotation, molecular function: metal ion binding; ubiquitin protein ligase activity.